CAGCCUGGCGCCUCUACGUCAUUCGCUGCUCGUCAGCCUCUCCCACCCCCGACAUCCUGCGCCUGGCCGCGACACAAACGACACCAAAACGGUUGAUCGCAACCACGACUAAUCAUCCAUGGCGGAAAUCAGCCGCAAGCGCGCACCCGAGAGCGAUGGCGCUGCGACUAUGCGCAAAAAAUUGAGGCCCUCGGAGCUCCCACUUUCGCAGGCGAAACGAUCAGCUAUCGACAGCCUCGUGCACAUGUUUCGCAAGAAGGGCGCAUACGACGAUAUACGCAGAGACCUGAUGAAGCAAUACGUGUCAGGGCCUGCUAAAGAUGAACUGCAAGCCGCGCUCAAGGAGCUCGUCGAUCGCGAAACCGACCGCAAUCCCUCUCUGUUGUCCAAGGAUCCUCGAAUGGCAACCACGCUUAUAGAAGGCGCUGGUGAGCGCAGCGACAUCUAUGGCAACAUUAUGAACACGGUCAACACUCUAUUGGAUAAAUUGAUCGACGAGCAUGGGGUGCCAAAAAUGCGCGAGUACCGCAUCCAGGAGAUUGGUGCCGAAGCAGCUGCCGAGGAGGAACAGCGAGGUAGCAAGAGCGAAGAAGAGUGGGCUCAAGAGGCAGAAGCUCGCAGAGAGAAGCGAGAGGCCAAGCGAGAGAAGGAGCUGGAGGCAGAGCGCGAGAGAGAGCGCGAGGAGAAAGCAAAGAGGGAAGAACGCAAGCGCCGCGAGAAGGAAGAAGACGAAGCCCGUGAGAGAGAACGACAAGCGGAGAAGGAGCGGAGACGCAAGGAGCGGGAAGAGCGCGACAAGGAAGACGAGGAGCGCCGUCGCAAAGACCGAGAGAGGAUUGACAAAGAGAGAGAAGAAGAGCGCCUGCGCCUCAAAAAGGAGCGAGAGGAACACGAGAAGAGCCGAGAAGCCCGUCUCAAGAAGAUCCGCGAAGAAGACGCCGAGCGAGAGCGUCGCAUACAAGAGGAGCUUGACCGAGAUCGAGGUGGGCGCCAUUGUGGUGGCCGUGGCCGUAGCAGGACUCCCGAGCGCGAUAGGGAUCGUCGUGGACGAGACAGGAGCAGGCGAAGGAGCAGGACAAGAAGCAGAUCACCCGAACGCCGUUCAUCUAUCAAGCCUGAAAACAUCAAAGACAUCAAGGUGGACGACGACUUGGCAUUGCAACUUCUACUACAGGAGAGCGAGCAAAUGAAGAAAUCACGACAGCGACCUGUCCUUGAGCGGUCCGAAUCUCUCGAACCUCCUAUGCGGAAGGCGCAGCCUCCCAAGUCGAUUGUUCCUCGUGAUCCUCGACUGGCCAGGCUCGACAGCAAACCCGCCUCACCCUCGCAACGGUCACCGAGCAAAGAUGCCAAAUCUCCUGCUCCAGGUACGCCAGCCAAGGGCGAAGAUAUCACCAUGACAGACGCGCCAUCAGCAGCGGAAUCAGCCAAGGCCAGAUGGGACAAACCGCCCGAGCUGCCCUCGAAGCGAGGUCGUUCAAGAUCCCGCAGCAUCGCACGCAGCACCAGAAAGCGCAGCAGAACACGCUCGCACUCGCGCGGCAGCCGCCUCGACAGAGACCGACGUUCUUCCCGCUACGAAGACGACCGCCGUUCCCGCCGCGACGACGACAGACACUCCUACCGUCCGUCCCGCCGCGACGACCGAGACGACAAACUCUCGCGUCGCGACAGUCGGAGCCGCUCACGCGAAACCCACACCUCACGUCGUAAAUCACGCUACGGAACACGCAGUCCCUCGCCGGCUCGCGACGAGCGGCGGAGAGACCGCGAACGUUCCCGUUCGAGGGGUGCAAGACGAGAGCGCUCCAGGAGCCCUGUACCUGCCCGCCGCCGCAACCGCUCGCGCUCCAGGAGUCCGGAGAAUAUCGAUCGCUAUGUCCCUGGCGGUGGGGGCGCUGCGGGCGGUAGUGCAAGGAAGCCACGCGACGAUAGUCGGGACCGUGAGCGUGACCGCAAGCGCGAUGACAGUCGCCCUCCUCCGCGUAAGAGGGAUGAUAGUCGGGAUCGUGGUGGACGUGGGUAUCGGGCGAGGGACUAUGAUCGCUGGGAUGGAGGGAGAGAUAGGGAUAGGGAUAGGGAUAGGGGCAGUAGGAGACUGGAGAGUGAUUGCUACCAGCCUGGUGGUGGUGCUUCUGCUUCUGCUGCUGAUGCUGAGGACAAGGAGCGAGACCGCGAUCGUAAGCCUAGAGAGAGGAGUCGUGAAAGGAGUAGGGAGAGGAGUAGGGAUAGGGGGCGUGAUGAUAGGGAGAGGCGUAGACGGAGGAGUCGCUCGAGGAGUCGUAGUCGGGAUCGACGGCGUUGAUGCGGUUGUGAGGUUCCCUUCUUAGAUGUAUGAUUAUUGGUAGGUGUUUAAUGCAAUGCAUCAUAGGCAGUGGGCGGGUCAAGUGCGCCCUGUUGGUGAGGCUACUGUUAGGAUGCAUGUGGCUUGCUUGUCGCUCUUCCUCUUUUGGACAUGACAUCCUUGGAAAGUCAAGAAGUAGCAGUAGCAAGGAAGGCAGCGUCCAAAAAUCUCAUUCCAGUAUCUCUAUCAAGCAAUCUUUCUCCCUUUCUUUUCUCGAUCUUGUCUGCGCCCUUGCUUUGCUGCUUUGUCUGGGUUCUCGGCUACGAUGGUGGUUGCCGCCGUCUUCAAUGCCUGGCAGCAUGACAUCCUCAGCCGCACGUUCAGCCUCCACAAAUGCAGAAGCAUUACCCCGCUGGAGGUGUGUUCACUUCUUAGUCUUUUUGCAGUAAUCUA
This is a messenger RNA of Alternaria alternata, 2737 nucleotides long. RefSeq lists its product as hypothetical. NCBI's taxonomy places the organism in Eukaryota, Fungi, Ascomycota, Dothideomycetes, Pleosporales, Pleosporaceae. Bases 119 to 2305 code for a protein of 728 amino acids. The transcript is spliced from 2 exons. The record is from RefSeq and is a predicted model, not a curated record.